UUCGUAGCCCUCUCUCUAUUCUUUGUGAGGUCACCAGCCGCUGGGCCAUGGCAGAUAUCCGUCGAGCUACCCACUUUUUGUUCUCUCCUUUUCUUCCCUGUUUAUUUCCCUUCUUCAAUCAUGUAUUUAUUUUCCAUUUGCCUGGAAGUUCCUUCUGCAACGCCGGAGAUUUUGAGGUUUAUUAUUACAUCUAUUGAGCAUCGAUAAUGGGAUCAGGAGUUUGGUUCAGGAACAUAAUCAGCAAAAAGAAGACGAAGGGCGAAAAAAAAUUGCAGAAAUUGCAGAAGCCUUCAGCACCUGAAAACACAAAUGCUUGCGAAAAGGAAAUCGGUCUGGACAAAGUGUGUCCUUUAAUAGCCAUCAACACUGCCGCUGCAACGUGUAUUAAUCCGAUCGGCAAUGUUGUCUCAUUAGAGGAUGCUGCUGCAGCCAAAAUCCAGACUGCAUACAGGGCUUAUUCGGUUGGUCGUGCUAGAAAAUCUUUUCAUAGGAUGCGGAGAAUGUCGAGAUUACAGGAUAUGGUGCAGCGUGAUUCAGUUAAGAAGCAAGCAUCGGCGACAUUGAGUCAUCUGCACUCAUGGAGCAGAAUUCAGGCUAGGAUCAGACAGCGUCGAGCUCAUAUGGUUACAGAAGGUCAGCUCAGGCAGAAGAAGCUCGAGAAUCAGCUGAAGCUGGAAGCGAAGAUUCACGACCUUGAGGUGGAGUGGAGUGGCAGUGCCGUAACAGCUGACGAAGCCAUUGCAAGGAUUCAUCAGAGGGAAGAAGCAGCCGUGAGGCGGGAGCGCGCCAUGGCGUAUGCAUUUUCUCAUCAGUGGAGGGCCAACACGAGCCCUAGUUUUGGACCUAGCAAUCAAGAACUUAGCAAAGCGAAUUGGGGGUGGAGUUGGAUGGAUCGAUGGAUUGCAGCGCAACCAUGGGAAAGCCGUGUUGCGGCAGUCCAGGAAAGCCCGAAGAAAGGACAGCGUCGCCCUCCAAAUAAGAUCGCGAAAACCGCCGUUUUUCCGGCAAAUAAAGCUUUGGAUAAAGUUAAAGCAGUGUCUCCCAAUGGCAAGAUUACCAGGAAAGCUCGGAAGCUGUCUUACGAAGGAGCUGCUGCUAAAAUAGCUGCUAAGAAAGUGAGCUCAAAUGGUGAUGACAGAAAGACUGGCAAUGGGAAGGAAGGAUCUUAAAAUCUUAAUGGAGUUUGUGUGCAAAAAUCGUUAUUUGUUAUUUGUUUUUUGUUCAUUUUAAGCUUAUUGUAUAUGUAAUAAAAAUCUGAGUUGCUGUGAGAUUGAGAUAUAUUUCGUAUUUGGAAAUAAAUUAUGAAUGUUUUUAUGA
Molecule: messenger RNA, 1317 nt
Organism: Andrographis paniculata
Lineage: Eukaryota; Viridiplantae; Streptophyta; Magnoliopsida; Lamiales; Acanthaceae
Product: protein IQ-DOMAIN 9-like
Exons: 7
Coding region: 207-1169 (320 amino acids)
Molecular function (GO): protein binding
Source: RefSeq, a predicted model, not a curated record